Messenger RNA from Calidris pugnax (ruff), 1624 nucleotides. RefSeq names its product IKAROS family zinc finger 4 (gene IKZF4). The transcript is spliced from 7 exons. Gene Ontology annotation, biological process: regulation of transcription by RNA polymerase II. The record is from RefSeq and is a predicted model, not a curated record. The coding region runs from base 11 to 1594 and encodes 527 amino acids. Lineage: Eukaryota; Metazoa; Chordata; Aves; Charadriiformes; Scolopacidae. Gene Ontology annotation, molecular function: RNA polymerase II cis-regulatory region sequence-specific DNA binding; DNA-binding transcription factor activity.
UACCUUAAAGAUGGACAUAGAAGACUGUAAUGGACGAUCUUACAUAUCUGGAAUCUGCUCUUCCUGGAAGGUGAGUGGCUGCGUGCGCCCUGCCAGCGACGCAGACAUGCACACGCAGCCUGGGCUCCAGCGCUGUUUCCAAGGAGUUGGCUGUGAUAACACUCCAGGGUAUCUCCAGCAAGGCAGCGGGGAUUCCUCUCUGGAGAAGGAGUUCAGCUCGGCGAUCGUGGGGCCCACGGUGAGCACUCCCAACAGCCAGCACUCCUCCCCGAGCCGCUCGCUCAGCGCCAACUCCAUCAAGGUGGAGAUGUACAGCGAUGAGGAAGGCAGCCGGCUGCUGGCGCAGGAGGAGCGCAUGCUGGAGAAGGAGGACAGUGUGAUCGUGGAGGACUCUCUCUCGGAGCCCCUGGGCUACUGCGACGGGACGGGCCAGGAGCCCCACUCCCCCGGGGGCAUUCGGUUGCCCAACGGCAAGCUCAAGUGUGACAUCUGCGGGAUGGUGUGCAUCGGCCCCAACGUGCUGAUGGUGCACAAGCGCAGCCACACCGGAGAAAGGCCCUUCCACUGCAACCAGUGCGGAGCCUCCUUCACCCAGAAGGGAAACCUCCUGCGCCACAUCAAGCUGCACUCGGGGGAGAAACCCUUCAAAUGUCCCUUCUGCAACUACGCCUGUCGCAGGAGGGACGCGCUGACCGGCCACCUGCGGACACACUCCGUCUCCUCCCCCACCGUGGGCAAACCCUACAAGUGCAACUACUGCGGGCGCAGCUACAAGCAGCAGAGCACGUUGGAGGAGCACAAGGAGCGGUGCCACAACUACCUGCAGAGCCUCAGCACCGACCCGCAGCCGCUGCCCGCACAGCAAGGGGAGAAGCAGAUGCGAUUCACCCUCUCGGACCUCCCCUUCGACGUCAACCCCGGCUUCGAGAAGGACGUGGAGAUGGUCUCUGCCCACCACCCCCUGGACCCCUCCUCCUACGGCGGCUCCCUCUCCCUCAUGGGGGGGGAACACCUCCGCCCCCUCCGAUUGCCCCCCACAAACUGCAUCUCCGAGGUCACCCCCGUCAUCAGCUCCGUCUACACCCAAAUCCAACCCCUGCCGGGCCGCUUGGAGAUAUCGGGGGGCCGAGAAGCAGCCGAGGGGCACGAAGAAGUGGGGGACGCCGUGCAGGUGGUUUUUCGGGGGGGUCGGGAGCCGGCGUCCCCCCCCAACGGCUGCCAGGAUUCCACGGACACCGAGAGCAACCACGAGGAGCGGAGCUCCCAGCUGGCGGCGGGGCCUUGUUCCGGCAGCCGCCAGAGCCCGGCCUACGCCAAAGAGGACCCCAAAACUACGGAGGGACCCCCCCAAGCUCGUGCCACCCCCAGCUCGGCCAAAGAAACCCUGCGGGUGGUCAACGAGGAGGGGGAGCAGAUCAGGGCCUUCAAGUGCGAGCACUGCCGCAUCCUCUUCCUCGACCACGUCAUGUUCACCAUCCACAUGGGCUGCCACGGCUUCAGAGACCCUUUCGAGUGCAACAUCUGCGGGUACCACAGCCAGGACCGGUACGAGUUCUCCUCCCACAUCGUCAGGGGGGAGCACAAAAUCGGCUAAAAAAACACCUCCGUCCCCUUUCUCCCCCCC